CGAUCGCUUAAUACCUUCUUCUCAUAAAAUUGUUAAAUUACAAGAGUUUUAUUUUCAUUAUAUUUUAUGAAAUUUGGUAUCUUGAAUUAAAUAAUUUAUGAUAGAAUGUACUCUAAAAAAGCAGAAAAUGUUCAAGAAUAUAUACUUAAUUUAAAAAAGGAAAUAGAGAGGAUAGAGGCGAAUCUUUAUCGUUUUCUCCGCAGUUCCGCACGUUUCUAUAUGCUCGAACAGUAAUGAUCUGCCUUGAGACGCAACAUUUUAAUCACAAUCGGACUCUCUUGCUCGCAAUCGGCUUAUGGCCAUAUCAGAAAUCAAAAUUAGUUCGACUUCAGAUAAUCUUGUUUUUCGGUAUUUUGAUAAGUUUUGUUAUAUUCCAGUUUACAGCGCUUAUAACCAGAAGAUGCACUGUUAAUUUUAUUAUCAAAGUUUUUUCUACCAUGAUAUUCUCUAGUUUGUACGUAAUUAUGUACAACAUGUUCUGGAUUAACAGUCAUCGUGUGAGAAAUUUGUUGGAGCAACUACAAUAUGUCUGUAAUGAGCUACAAGACGAAAACGAAUAUACUAUCAUUAAAAAGUGUGGAAAUAACACAAAAUUUUGUACACUUACAUGUACAGCGUUCGCCAUAUGCAGCACAUUUUUUGCUAUUUUGCUACCAAUUUGGCCACAGAUCCUCGGUACUGUUUUGCACAUAAACGAGUCUCGAAUACAGAGUCAGGCAAUACAUAUCACGACUGAAUAUUUUGUCGAUCAAAAUAAAUAUUUCUAUUUGAUUUUACUGCAUACAAACACAGUUAUUUGUAUUGGAGCAACUACGUUGACAGCAACGGGAACAAUGCUCAUAGGAUGCGCCAUACACGCCUGUGGAUUGUUUAGAAUUGCGAGUUAUCGUAUGGAGCAAAUAAUGACGACCAAAAUGUUUAAAAAUGUUAACCUGAAGGAUAGGGCUAUGAUUUAUAACAAAAAAAUAUUUUAUGCAAUCGAAAUACAUUGCAAGGCUAUAAAGUUUUGUGAAUUUUUAUCGUCUACUUUUAAAGGCUCUUUCUUCUUAUUAAUAAUAAUUUGUGUAAUAUCUUUAAGCCUGAAUAUUUAUGGAAUUUUUCAAAAUAUAUCGCUUGGAGAUAAAGAAGCAUUUUUAUUACACCUGUUACUUGCAUCUAUCAUUCUUUUAUAUAUGUUUGUACUUAACUAUGUCGGGCAAGAAAUUACAAAUUACAACAAUUACGUAUACUUCACAGCGUACAAUAGUCGGUGGUAUAAUGCCCCAUUACAGGCACAGAAGCUGAUACUCUUUAUAUUGUUAAAAGGUAGCCGAACUUACAAUCUCAAUAUCGGCGGAGUGAUUGUGGCAUCUUUGGAGUGUUUCGCUACGCUAACAAAAACAUCAAUGUCCUACUUCACCGUUAUGUAUUCUAUGGAGGAGUAAUGCGCAGAUAUAUUAUCUAUACAUACAUAUUGUUUAUGAUUUAGUUUUCGCGUUUGAAAGAAUAAAAUAUAUAAUAUCAACAAAUGUUGAAAAACGAAUUAAUAUAUCACCAUAAUGAUACUGAUUUUGUUUCCAGAUUGUUGCACUGCUUAUGAAAUAAUAAAGUCAAGAAUUCACGAUCAUUUCGUUUCCGAAAAUAGACAUCUAUUUAAUUAUUAUAUUAAGUAUAUUAUGUUAAGUAUAUUCAUAUAUAAUACGUCAUAUAUGUCUCGAGAAACCAUGCAACAUACAUGCACACACACAUAUAACGAAUGAAAUUUUAUAAUAUAUAGUUGGCCUCAAAUGUAUUCGGAAUUAGCAUUUGCAUAUUUAAACAAAUAUAGUCCAUGAUAUCUUAUAUAAUACUGUCGAGAAGAUAGUUUCUCUUGUAGCUAAUUGCCAACACACGUGAGACUUGUCGUGAUGUACGUCUCUAAAGUCAAGUGUUCGUUACGAGCGUAAACACGAGA
Formica exsecta is the source of this 1933-nucleotide messenger RNA. Its product is annotated as odorant receptor 4-like. Lineage: Eukaryota; Metazoa; Arthropoda; Insecta; Hymenoptera; Formicidae. Bases 234 to 1424 code for a protein of 396 amino acids. Gene Ontology annotation, molecular function: odorant binding; olfactory receptor activity. Gene Ontology annotation, cellular component: plasma membrane. Gene Ontology annotation, biological process: detection of chemical stimulus involved in sensory perception of smell; sensory perception of smell. The transcript has 9 exons. The record is from RefSeq and is a predicted model, not a curated record.